This is a messenger RNA of Dioscorea cayenensis subsp. rotundata (Guinea yam), 2475 nucleotides long. RefSeq names its product rust resistance kinase Lr10-like. Lineage: Eukaryota; Viridiplantae; Streptophyta; Magnoliopsida; Dioscoreales; Dioscoreaceae. Bases 572 to 1852 code for a protein of 426 amino acids. The transcript has 4 exons. The record is from RefSeq and is a predicted model, not a curated record. Gene Ontology annotation, biological process: protein phosphorylation. Gene Ontology annotation, molecular function: ATP binding; protein kinase activity.
ACGGCAAAUAAGUUGAAAAAUUGAAGCCUUUGUCCAUGCGGAUAAUUUUCUGGUGGAUGCUCAUUCCGACCCUAGUCAUCUACACCAAAUUGUUAUCGUGUUUGACUUGGCCGCACACCAAACAUUGUUAUGUCAUAAGAAAAAAACAGCAAUUCUUGAUGUAGAGGCAAACAGCAAUUCUUGAUGUAGAGGCCAACGCCAAGAAGCAGAAGAAGCAGAAGAAGCAGAAGAAGAAGAGUGGUGAGUUUGAUUCAUUCGCAAACCAUCUUGAAGAUCUUGCUUUGAUGGAUAGAGAACAGAGGAUGUAGCCAGCCUUUUCAAACAAUGAAACUGAAUCAAUGCAAGUUAAAGAUGUAGGGGAAAAAAACAGAACAGUAGAAAGAAUGCAGGCACUUCAUUCAAUUAACAUAGUUUUUUCAGCAAAUUAUCAUUGAAGCACUGCAAUAUAAUCCACUGCAACCUCUGGAAAACAAAAACAAGCAAUAGAAAUUUUGUGCCAUUUUAUAUCUUAUUAGCAGGUUAUCAAGCACGUCAAAUUCAAUAAAGCAACAGUACUCCAAGAUCAGACAGCAUGUCGUCCGGAGACACAAUAACCGGCACAGUGGCAAUAGUGGCUGUUAGUAUUGUGACCAUCGUAGUGGCAAUUGCAAUUAUUAGAUGCAUUCAGAAGAUUCGAAUGCAAGCAAGGAACACAUCUGCGCAGACUAGGAACACAGCUAUGCAAGCAACUGCUGUAUCUACUGAAUCCAGACCAUUGAAUUCAGCAGUGGAUGUGGAUUCAAGCAUCGACAUGGUUACAAUUGAGUGCUUUCUAAAGGAUAUAGUAAAAGAGAGACCUGUCAGAUUUUCUCCUCAGAAUAUUAUCGAUUUUACACAAAACUUUGCACAAAAAUUGGGUUCAGGAGGGUUCGGAAUAGUCUAUAAAGGGCAGUUCCCCAAUGGUGUGCAGAUAGCAGUAAAAAUACUUCACAAAACUCAAGAUAAAAAAGCUGAGGAGCAGUUCAUGGCAGAGAUAGGAACCAUAGGAAGAACACACCAUAUCAACCUUGUUAGGCUCUUUGGAUUUUGCUUUGAUAAAGCUUUGAAAGCACUUGUUUACGAGUAUAUGGAAAAGGGCUCACUAGAUGGUUACUUGUUUGAUGAGAAUCUGAAGCUCAAAUGGGAAAAGCUUUAUGAGAUUGCCAUCGGAACAGCCAAGGGGAUCAGAUACCUGCAUGAGGAGUGUCAGAGGAGGAUAGUGCAUUAUGAUAUAAAGCCUGGAAAUGUUCUUCUCGAUGCUAAUUUCUUUCCAAAAGUGGCAGAUUUUGGAUUGGCAAGGCUUUGUGAUAGAGAUAAUACCCAUGUCAGCAUGACAGGAGGCAGGGGAACUCCUGGCUAUGCAGCACCAGAGCUCUGGAUGCCAUACCCUGUGACUCACAAGUGCGAUGUUUACAGCUACGGAAUGCUCUUGUUUGAGAUACUGGGAAGGAGACGGAAUCUCAUUCUCGGCCAGGCAGAGAGCCAAGAAUGGUUUCCGAGAUGGAUAUGGGACAAGUUUGAAGGAGGAGAACUAGAAAGUGUCAUGUUAAAUUGUGGGAUAGAACACAAUGACAGAGAUAAAGCAGAGAGGAUGUGCAAGGUGGCAUUGUGGUGUGUUCAAUAUCAACCAGAUGCAAGACCUUCGAUGAAUAGCAUUAUAAGGAUGUUGGAAGGAGAGGAGGAGAUCAUUGCACCAAAAAAUCCAUUCCAAUAUAUGAUGCCAUUUGAUGGGAGUUCAUCUCAGUGGAGUGAAAGCAGAGGAGAUUCAACAAGCACAGCAACAGCAACAAAUGAAAGUGAAGAGAAUAGUUUGAUUCAUCAAAAUCAGCAGUAAGACAAAAAAAUUCAUCCAACUUGAAUGAAUCUAUGAUUGAAAUAUCCAAUGCUUGAGAAGGGACCUUAUCUUUGCCAGGACAUUUUUCAAACAUGGAAAUUAUGAGUACAACAUUAUAAAUUCUCACUGAUUUAUAUGCUCAGAAAGUUUCUUUUUUUGCAUUCCCUAACUUCUCGUAUUAUUUACAUAGAUACAGCCUCAAGCAAGCCAACCAUCUCACUGAUUCUAAACUAAUUAAACAACAAAUUCAAAUCAAACAAACAAAGAAACAACACCAAAACCACAGAGAAUCAAAUACAUAAAACCUAAACAAGAACCAAAUCCAAUCAAAACUCCCCAAAACCCUAUUUUAUUAGAAGGCGAUCAUAUAAACAAAAAAAAUCACAUCUCAAAAACCCUAACAACAAACCACAUUGAAUCAUACCAAAAAUGCAAGAUGAAAUCAGGUAGUGCCUUGCUCCUGAGGUUGUUGCGGUGCCAUUCCAAUCGGAAGUGGAGCUUCUGCUCCGCCUCAUCCGCGAACUCCUUGUUCCUUGUUGCACGUUAAACCCUGCAUUUCCUCAGCCCGCUCGCGCUCUCCCUCUCCGUCCAGAGAAACAAGAGGGCUUUUAAAGGUUGGUGUU